AGAAAUUCCUGUUAGUGUCAUGAGUGUUAUAUGAAUUGGAAAGUGCUAAUUUUUUCAGCUUGCUUGCUUCUAGUUGGAGUCAGAGGGUCUGAUCUGUGCCCUGAUGCAUCAUUCCAAUCGGUGACAGAGAAAAAUCCUGUACAAUGUAAAAGUGUCUGCUAUCGUCGAGACUUCAGCCAUUUCCGGUGGCUAUCCGGUGUCUUCUGCUUUUGUUCCAACAGUAAUGAAUGUGCUGGCUUUGGUAGAUCCGAGUCAAGUUUCCCUGUACUCUUAACCCUGUCAGCAUCUGAUGGUAAUAUAUCAGAGCCUAUUCAGGUUGAUGCAAUUGUAACACUUGCUGAUAGAACGUACAAUGGUGAGGUGGAUUUGGUGCUUGAUGGGAUUGAAAUUUCAGUUACAAGCUCCAAUGGUUAUGCUGUCUUCUCUGUGUUGAGAACGUUCCUCAAACCUGGUGAAAUACGGAUAAAAGCUAGUGCAGCAAGUGAUGGUUUGACAAUCAGUAACUCGACAGUGAUAACCGUUCAUUGCAAGAUGAUAAUUGGUGACCAGUCCCCAUCAGAACUGAUUGUUGAAAGUGGAGUUACGCAGACGUUGCCUUUUCAGCUGAUCGCUGGGUACAAUGUAUAUGUCAAUGUCAAGACAGAUGGUCUGGACAAGUAUUCGUUUCUCAUCAUGGAUCCGAAAGUGCUGGUAUCAGGAAGUGUGUUUACUUCACUAACAGAAACCUCUCCUGGGACCCUCUACUAUUCUGACAUAUCAUUGAGCAAAGGUUACAUCUACGGAGUCCAAUUGCUUUCUUCCAGGGCUGGAACUAUUGAUUUAGAGGUACGUUGUGGACUAUCGAACACCUUGCUGAACUCAACAUCAUUAAACCUCGUCAAAGGAAUAAACAGUGCAAUCUUGAGGCCCAUUUUCGUAGAGAGUAGUGAGUGUUUCAUUGCUGUGAUGAGUGCUGACACCGCUAGACUUUACACAAAGAACCAAAUGCCAAAUUCUGGAGAACCUUACGAGAUUGUCGAAAUGUCGCUCUCCGUCUUCACAAGUCAGCCGAGAGAGAUUAACGUACCUGUACAUUGGGACAAACCCGGAAAUCAUGAAGUCCUGUUUACGUUCACCAGCUUUGAUAAAAAGAAAGAGAGUAGCACUGGAAUAACUGUUCUUGACAAAGUUCAGGGACUGAAGAUGAGUGUGGUCCUGUUUGAUAAACUCUACCAUUACUACUCAGAAGAUGGGAACAAGCUCGCCGUUAAUGUUUCUGAUGAACUUGUGUUUUCCGUCGGCGUUGAAAAAGGAACAGAAGUAACGUACACGUGGUAUCCAGACCCCAACACCCUGACCUUCUCCACCCUGACUACGCACACCAUCAGCGUGACUGCCGACAACCUGCUCUUGCAGCCUCAGACAGUGGAGUUGGUGGUGGAAGUGACUGACCAAGAGUUCCAGGUUUCAUACCUAGAGGUGGUGUCGGAGGUGAUGUUGGAGGACAAGGGGGUGGUGUUUGUGCUGACGGGGGGAGGGAUUCAGAUCAGCUGCAAUAUUACCAGAGGUACAGGAUUGAAGAUAACCCUGCAUCCUGGAGACGACACCCCCAUAGUCCUCUCAGAAGACCUAUACAACAAGGACGCAUCCUACACCUUAUCCUACACCUACACCUACCCGGACCCUGUCCAGUCAACCUCUCUAACGGUCUGUGUCUCCAACACUCAGCUAGAACAGUGUAGUGAGUUCCAGAACAAGAUUACCGUUGUUAAAAGAGUGGAAAAACCAACCAUUCCACUUCCUGACUUCAUUGAAAGAGGUCAGGUUCUGGAGCUAGAGUCUGAUGUGGUAGCGGACAACUACCUGUGGACCCACAACAAUCCCAAAGUGGACAUGAUUCUCACACAAUCGGGUUUAGAGUUCCCUGAAAAUGAAAAUGUUGAUAGUUCUACCAACAACCAGGCUUCCUACAAAUUUUAUUUCAAAACGAUCGGAACUUUAACUAUAGGCCAGUACGUGUACAAUAUGUUGAGUUGGCAGUAUACAGAGAAAACAGUUUAUGUAGAAUCUUUGGUGGGAAACGUGCCAGUCAGAUUCGUACCAGACGAGUACGCUACAACCAGCCAGCCAGUUAACUUGGUGAUCAGCUGUCCUACAACCAGCUACCAGAACGUCACCAUUAAAACCACUGCUGAGGAGGACACUGUGGAGUGCCAGCGGGAGACAGUGGAGUUCACCCUCACUUUCAACUCACCAGGGGAACAACUUGUUGAGGUUACAACUUACAACAAUAUCAGCUCGUCCGAAGAGACACAUACGAUCAUCGUGCAGGAUGUUGUGGAUGUUGUGUUUUCUGUUGCCUCCGUUGGGAUCUCACCUAAUACCUCCGUAGCUGUUGGCAGUUCUGUAUCUUUUGUCGCUACAUCUGGGGCUGAGUUUGUUCCACAACCAGAUUUAGUGGUUUCGUGGAACGUGUCUGAUGUUCUUGUUACCAAACAUAUGCUAUCUGAUACUAAUCCUGUAUUGAUCUCCUCAGUUUCUUAUCUCUUCAACGAGGUUGGGGAGCAGAAGAUAAGAUGUUGUAUCCGUAACAACGUGAGUUCUAGCUGCGCGCACAACUCCCUGCACGUGCUGACGCCUGUUUCAGGACUAGUAAUCACUUACGCAAACUCUUCCUACGUCAUAGCUCCAGGACAAGCUGUUCAACUGCGAGUCAGUGUGAAGGAAGGGAGUGAGUUUGGAGUUGUUGCUAAGAUUGGAAGCGUCUCCUACGAUGUACCCAUGAGUAACAAUCAAGGGACACUACAACAUAAGUUCACCGAAGCUGGCGUAUUUCCUGUGACCAUGUCUGCGUUUAACGAUAUCUCCAGUAUCAACAAGUCCCUCCCCUCCUUUAUAUACGUCCAGAAUGAGGUUCAGGGAGUCAGCCUUCUCGAUCAUUCCUACCACAAACAGGAGAUGGAUAAGAGUACGCUGCGAACCAACGAAGUGUAUCUUACAGUGUUGAUAGAAAGAGGCACUAACGCUACUGUGAGGUGUGACUUUGGAGAGAAAGAGAAUUCCAACUCUAUUGUAACUGAGGAGGCAGAACACUCACCUUACAACCUCUCUGUAGCUGAGAGGGAACAGACCAUCACGUGCAAGUACAGGUACAAAACAACUGGUGUAUUUAAACCAUCAGUUCGUGUUUCAAACAGCAUCAGCUACAUCGACAUCCCAACAUCCACACUUCCUGAGUUUAUAGUUGAGAUACCGAUAGAGGGUUGCGUUAUCAUCCUGCCGGACACAACCAGGAUAGACCGGGAACUGGAGCACGAUUACUCGCUAGUCGCUGGUUCUAAUGUUGUUCACACCUGGUUCAUUGAUGGUGUUCCGUUUGACGGGGCAGUGUUUCAGCCGACUCGUGAGGGUAUGUUCAAUAUAUCCCUGAAGUUGGAAAACAAUCUUAGCAGUUUAAUGGUCUACAAGGUCGUUUCGGUGGAAUCAAAACUAUCAUCGGUUACAUUUGCUAAGAACCUUGGUUCCUAUCAUAAGUUGAGUGCACCGGUAGAGUUUGAACUGGUGCUAGCCCCUGAGGCCGAUUUUAAUGUGGAAUAUAAUGUUAACAUGGGUGAUGGCGUUGUCUACAGCACAUCUGAAGUAUCUCAUUUGUAUCCUGAUAUCGGUAACUAUGAGAUAUUCGUCAGGGUCUCCAACUCUUUAUCAACUAUCAGUCUAACAAAGAAUCUCAACGUUCAAGAUGAGAUUUUACGGGUAAUGAUCAAAGGAAGUUUAAUGGUUCUAGAGACACAACUGUCCUCUUUCAACGCUGAAGUAUUCAAGAAAUCAACCUCCAAGCUAGAAGAAAAUGUCCACUACGUGUGGAAGUUGGACGGAGUAACGCAACAACAGGACGCUUCAGACUUCAGCAUCAUCCUAGAAACCCCGGGCACCUACACCCUGAGUCUGAGCGUCUACAACGACGUGAGUGAGCAGAGUGUGUCAGAGACACUAGUGGUGACGAGCAACAGCAGCUGCCACCCUCCACUUGUGCACAUCACCGGGGGUGAUAACAUCAGGGUCCUUUCCACUGACUCUGUCUCUUUUGAAGCGGUCAUCACCACCAACUGUGAGAGUAAACACGCUAUAAAGUGGUCUGUUUUGACGCUUGAGAGGGAGAGUGUCCGAGAUUUUACGGAGUCUAGGUCUAAAACUCUGACUUUCCGUGCAAAUUUCUUGGACGCAGGAAGCUACAUUAUGAGAAUGGUGGUUUAUGUGGCGGAGUCUCCAGACUUAUACAGAUCCGAUGAAGUUUUGAUGACCGUGGUUUCUGUUCCUAUCAUACCUAUCUUAAAUUACCCAACAUUCACUACCACUAACACAAAAGAAACACUCAGAAUAUCUUUUGCUCACAGUUUAAUCUUGAACACCUCUUUAACGUUAGACGACUUCCACUUCACCUGGUCCUGUAGCUUCAGACCAAUACAGCUCCAUUACGACCCCUGUCUCCAACAGAACCUCGUCAACUCACCCGACGUCUCCUUCCGUUUCAACGUCUCGGGAUUCGUUGACAUCUCCGUCAACCUCCAGCUGAACGACCAACCCAUCAGCUCCACUAAUCUGGUUCUCAACGUGACUAACUACGUGGUGCCACUUCUGAAGCUCACUGUGUCAGACCUGCACGAGUUGUCGCCAAACAAGAGGACAGUGGCCUCCCUACAGUGUUCUCACAGAGGGGUACCUUGCUUUAAUCCUGAUGUGUACUGGAGUGUGGUGGAGUUGUCGAGCGAGGAGUGCGGGUAUACAACCGUCCAACAGAGCAGCGUCUCAACUUUCUCUCUGAAAGAGGAGAUGACGACAACAGGUCUGAAUAAGAAGAACUUGGUGGUAAAGAGUGGAGUGUUUAAAGCGGGAGGGAGGUACAAAGUAGAGGGAUGUGUGUGGCAGGGGGUAUGUGCGGGACAGUUACUCCAGUUCCAAUGUGGCCCUAGUGGUGGACAGUGUGAUGUGCUGCUCAACAACGACGGUAUAGUGGAAGUAUCGUGCUCAAACUGGGUCUCACAAAGUGGACAAAUCCACUAUCACGUGACCUACAACAGCACCCAGUUCCCGGUGGUGGUGUACAGUGGUCCUCAGUCCCACUCUCGGUUCCUCCUCCCAGAGGGACCUCACCUGGUCACUGUUGUUGUGUUUGAUAGCUCCGGGGCAAGGACCAGUCUGACGCCUGUUCUUGUCGCUGUGCCAAGUUGGACUGAGAGUGCGUUGAACACAACUGAACUGUUGAACAGUAACGAAUAUCAGUUAGUUCUUCAACUCAUCAACUCAGAUGUCAACAGUCUUAUCAGUGAGGAGGACAGUGCAACCAACAAAUGGGCGGCAGAGCUGAGGGAAGUGUUAUCUGGAGUAAACAACACUGGAGACCUCUCUACUUAUCUUAGUAGUCUCAGCUUCACUGUCGCUAACUUCCUCAACACUAACGCUAACGAGGAAGGAUUGCAGCUGUUUAUUGAGUUUCUAGAGAUGUUGUUGACAUUUCUUAGAGAAGUUUUAGCGGGAGAGUACUCACUGCCCGACAACUCACUUGAAGUUAUCCUGGAUAUUCUCAACAAACUUCUCUCGCUUACCCAGAAACUGUUCUCAUCAGGAGAGACGGAACUAUAUCUGUCCCUGUUAAACCAGGCCUACACCUUGUGUGAUGACGUCACUGCCCUCGUGCUCACUAUCCAACUUAAUGAGCGGGUAUCUGGGGAAGCGGACUUGGUACAAAAACAACAGUUCGUAGGGGUCCUUGGUAGAAAGCUAGAACCUGACACGUUAGAAGAGAAACAUUUGAAACGUCAGGAUACAAGUUCCAGCUACCACACAGUGUGGAUUUCCAGCGUGAGGAAUGUGUACAGGGUCACAUGGUGCUAUAUGAUGAGAACCCGUACGGUGCUCUGGACCCUGUCUCAAGUCACGUCAGCUCCUUGUCUCUGAGAUAUUGUAAUGGAUCAGAAGUCCCAAUUAUGGACACAAAGGAGGAUAUAACCAUCACCCUUCCUGUUAACGAUACCAAGG
This is a messenger RNA of Bolinopsis microptera, 6015 nucleotides long. RefSeq lists its product as uncharacterized. The coding region runs from base 31 to 5934 and encodes 1967 amino acids. Lineage: Eukaryota; Metazoa; Ctenophora; Tentaculata; Lobata; Bolinopsidae. Gene Ontology annotation, biological process: calcium ion transport. The record is from RefSeq and is a predicted model, not a curated record. Gene Ontology annotation, molecular function: monoatomic cation channel activity. Gene Ontology annotation, cellular component: plasma membrane. The transcript is spliced from 23 exons.